GAGAAUCCCUCCUUUCCUUGCAAACUCUUCCGAGGUGUUGCUGCUGAAAUUCUAUCCACCUGCAGAAUGGAUCCUUCUGACGUCUACAGCAAACCUAUUCUUAUAAGAAGGAUCAAAGUCAGAGCUGAAAACAAAAAAGUGAGCAGAAAUUCCAAGUAGCCACAAUCAGCCCUGCUCCCUGCUGCACAGGACUAAGCAAUUCCUCCAGGCAAUUUGUGGAUGUGAUAAAACAAGAUGAGCGAAGAAAACAAGUCCGAUGUAUUGUCUGUCUCAGAGCAGCAGCCAAAAGCCGAGGGCAAGAAACUGCAGUUUAAUUUAGUACACAAUUACCCCCAGAAGAACGCAGAGAUACUGAGCAGUCAGUAUGGCUUCAAUAUAUUCUUGGCCGGACUCCUGCUGAUGUUCGCUUGGGCGAUCCAUGCCGUGGGAAUUACAGACAGAGACUUGUUGUCUUAUCUCAUUACCUUGAUGUUGAUUCAAAUGAUUUGGAUGUUGUGGUACAUCUUUCGGAGUCAGUCUAUUAGAAGGUCCAUCAUAGAGAAAGAUACAGAUGCAGGCGCAAGGUGGCUCCGAUGUGGCAUCACCCUGUUUGCGGUUAUCACCCUUAUAUUGGAUUCUUUCAAAAUUGGCUAUUAUAUUGGCUAUUCGGAGUGCCUCUCCAUAACUGAAGGGAUCUUUCCCGUCACGCACACGAUACACACCCUUCUGCAGGUUUAUUUCUUGUGGUUUCACGCCAAGGAUAUCAUUCAGUCUUUUAAAACACUCGAAAGGUUUGGUUUGAUCCAUGCUGUGUUUACAAACCUCCUUCUCUGGGCAAAUGGAAUUCUAACGGAAUCCAAGCACGAGCUUAAUGAACACAAGGAGAGGCUGAUCACCCUUGGAUUUUCCAACAUUACAAUGGACCACCACACUCCAGAAUGCAACUGCACCUCAAGCGUGUGUUCCAUAUUUUCACAAGGAAUAUACUACCUCUAUCCUUUUACAAUCGAGUACCAUAUCCUGGCCUCCACCAUGCUAUAUGUCUUAUGGAAAAAUAUUGGACGUACAGUAAAGCACCAUCAGCAGCAGAAAAUCCAUUUUAAAUUUCAUGGCAUAACCAUUGGCACAAUUUUGGGUCUGAUUGUCCUUACGACGACUGUUGCAGUUCUGGUGGUAUACCUCAUCCAGAUUGGACGUUCAAAGAGCAAGAGCGAGCUGGCUCUUAAUAUGUUUUACCUCUAUGCCAUUACGGUGUUAACUCUUAUGUGCACAUCAGCUAUCAUUGGCCUCAUCAUAUACCGAAUAGAAAACAAGUCACUGGAUGACAGUGAGAGUCCUGCUAAAAAACUGGACUCAGAUCUUUUAGUUGGCUCUGCAUGUGGCUCUUGGCUUAUAUCUUGGGGAUCCAUAUUAGCUAUAAUCUGUGCAGAGACCCAUCCGGACUACACAUGGUAUAACUUGCCCUACUCCAUACUGGUUAUUAUAGAGAAAUACAUUCAGAAUUUGUUCAUAAUCGAAUGCAUACAUCGCAAAGAGGAAGAACCAACAGACGACCAUUCUGUUGAAAGAAUCUUCUCUGUGUCCGCAAGAAGCACUAUUUCCCUCGCCUCCUCUUCGUAUGAUGUUUUCAGCGACUCUGUGACCAUCUGCAACAAAGAGUUUCCUUACAUUUCCAAUUCAGAAGUACCCAUUGGUGAAGACUGUGCAGAGGAACAAAGGAAUCAAGAUAAUAAUAACUCCAUUAGACUCACGCCAUGCAAGGUUUCAAUUCACGCCACCAGACCAGCAAAACUCAACAAAAAAAGGAGAGUCUUGAAAAACAUUGCAGCCUUUUUGUUCCUUUGCAAUAUUUCACUCUGGAUCCCACCAGCAUUUGGAUGCCGGCCUCAGUAUGACAAUGGAUUGGAGGAAAUUGUUUUUGGUUUUGAGCCCUGGAUUACAGUCGUCAACCUGGCGAUGCCUUUCUCCAUCUUCUACCGAAUGCAUUCUGCAUCUUCGCUGUUUGAGGUUUAUUGCAAAGCCUGAAACAUGAAUAAAACAGAGGAAAAAAGAGGAUUUUGGGACCUUAUUGAUGGCUAAUAAUAAUAAUAAUAAUAAUGCGGUGUAACGUUUACAGGCAGACAAUGAAUGGUACAUUUGUGUGCUGGAAAGUGCCUUUCAAUAUCCGCGUUCUUGCUGCCUGUAUGCAGCCAUUUGUAGGUCUCAUGUUCCCAUUGAGGGUAUAAAUCCCACCGUAUGUAUUUUUCUAAAGACUCAUAAUAUUCCCCAUUAUACUUCAAUAUUUAAGACAGUUCCAACAUAUCACAUGUCAUUAUUUCAGACAGUUCUAUAGGUGCAGUUUAUAAUAAAUCAUUAAGCCACCAUUAUUAUUUUUAAUUAUAUGCAAUUAUAAUACAUUAAUUUUAUUACUUUUACAAUGACAGCCAUCUAUAUGAACGUAAUAGUUUAUUGUAUAUAGCAGCUCUCUUUCAAUCAAUUUCCCUCUUAAUCACAUGCAACAGAUCCGUCUCUGUCCAGUUAUUUGUAUGGUCAAAACCCACUAGAGGGCACAAGUUGAACAUCCCACGGGUCAAGCGGAUUGGGGCCGACAUUCACACAAUAUUUGUGGGUAGCUGAUGGGUUUGAGCCAAGCUCUUCCUUGCUAAGUCCCUGCCCGCGACUUUACUGUUCCCCACUUGGGUCCCUGGCAACCUCUAUUUAUAGGCGCACCUGCCCCGCCCCCUUCAUGGAAUCGGAGAUGGAGUGGGCAGGGGUCUAUAAAUAGAGCUGGAUUGGUCCAGGUUGGGCAUGGGUGAGGGUUGGCAGCAGACGGGGUUGGGGUCAGCCACGGAUUGACUUCUUGUCGACCCCCACAUCACUAAUCCCUACUAAGUGAUUCCACAAUUGAAGCUAAUAGAUGCUCCUUUCAACAAAUAUUUAUUGUUUGCUAUUUGUAUUUAUUAUUCUGCUAGUGAAUUGCAAAUGUAUUUUCUCUGUGUGUCAUAUGCUUUUUUCUAUGAAUGUUCACUUGGAAUGGUCACAUUGAAUAUCUACUGUAAGGAGAAAGGACAAGGAACGUGUAAUUCACAUGUCAUAUGAGUAUUAAUUCAUUCUAAUGUUUGAGCCACUUAUCUAACCUUAAUGGAGUCAGUCCAAUAACCCAUAGUAUUUUAAUACUGGGUCAGAUUUACUGGUGGUUCCUGCUCUAUCAGGAAUUGUAGUUAAUUCCAGAGCACCCAUAAAACCUACUGGUGUUUGAUGGCAACUGAACAUAUCUGAUGCACAGACACACUGAUUUGCUUGGUUUUCCUAGGUACUUUUUUAUUGUCAGGAAAGGGUUUUGUGAUUAUGAUCAUUGGAACUGCAAGGAAUCCUUUCAGGGUUCAUUUGUAAAUUUGCCCCAUUGUCUUUCUUAAACUACAAAACUAACUGUAGAUGUUUAUAUCACAAUAGCCUUGGAUAUUAUGCUUCCCCAGUAAGUCAUCCAAGCAACAAGGCAUUAACAGAAUCUGCCAUUACAACAUGACUAGGAAGGGCAUUCCCCAACCUCACUGCCCUCAC
This is a messenger RNA of Xenopus tropicalis (tropical clawed frog), 3519 nucleotides long. It is a transcript of the gene otop1, whose product is annotated as otopetrin 1. Gene Ontology annotation, biological process: proton transmembrane transport. The transcript is spliced from 7 exons. Gene Ontology annotation, cellular component: plasma membrane; membrane. The record is from RefSeq and is a predicted model, not a curated record. Lineage: Eukaryota; Metazoa; Chordata; Amphibia; Anura; Pipidae. Gene Ontology annotation, molecular function: proton channel activity. The coding region runs from base 235 to 2004 and encodes 589 amino acids.